Molecule: messenger RNA, 1729 nt
Organism: Maniola jurtina (meadow brown)
Lineage: Eukaryota; Metazoa; Arthropoda; Insecta; Lepidoptera; Nymphalidae
Product: class E basic helix-loop-helix protein 22
Exons: 4
Coding region: 154-735 (193 amino acids)
Molecular function (GO): protein dimerization activity
Source: RefSeq, a predicted model, not a curated record
GCACAGCUUCACAGUCUGUCAACGCCGUUCCAAAUUCAAACGUCCGUCAAUACUCCAGCCAGUGUUAUGUGUUUUUAAACUAUCAUAGACAACUUUUUUUUUAUCUUAUAAAACCGGAACCUUUUUAGUGUUAUGUGCUAGCUUUUUUUUAUAAUGGAGGGGCGGAGGUCUUGGGAAGGAGUGCCUCUGGGCGAGUCGCACUCUCCUCCGCAGUCGGUGCCGGGGAGACGGACGCCGCUGGGUGCUGUCGGCCUCGGCGGCUUCUACAUGCAAGGAGGCCAGCCUCCGCCUCCGCAACACUGCUAUCCCACAGAUGAAAACCAGCCGGAACCCGGGACGAGCUAUGGUCAAAGACCAAUCGGAGAUGGAAAAUCGAAACAGAAAAUGCGACAAGGCAAAAAUGUCCGACUGAACAUAAACGCACGGGAACGAAGAAGAAUGCAUGAUUUAAACGAUGCCCUAGAUGAGCUACGGAGUGUUAUACCAUACGCCCAUUCACCUUCUGUGAGGAAGCUGUCCAAAAUAGCAACACUGCUUUUAGCCAAAAACUAUAUCCUUAUGCAAGCCAGCGCACUUGAGGAACUAAGGAGGUUAGUAGCGUACUUACAAGGCACGGCAACAGCCGCCGGCAUAGUGCCGCCUCCAGGGUUCGACCUGGCUGGUCUGCCGGCCGCUGCGAAGCUCCUUCAGCCGCCCACUGCGGGACCGCCCGCCCCGCCAGACCCUCCGUCUUGAGAUCCGACCGUUAAGAGUGAACCGUAGAAAUAACCAAUUAAACUCUGGACAAACAUAAAGCGUGACGACGGCAAUGCGAUAGAACGUAACACUAAUCACAUGUAAAAAAUUCUAAAAAUUCUUAAUGUAACAUUAUUUUAUUUCAUGUAGACCAAUUGUGGCAAUUUUACUCUACUUGAAAAAGUAUUUUACCAAAAAGAGUCUAGCAAGAAACUUAGCAGUUUUAGGCACUCCGAACCAGUGGUAAAUUCACUUAACAAAUUCGAAAACACUUUAAUUAUUUAAAUAUCUAUCUAGCAAUUAAGAAUUUUAUUUAACACAGAAAGUUAUAACUAUCAUAUGCUUAGAAAAUGUCCUCCAAGCUCUAUUAGCUAAACUGAGUUACAGGUUUAAAAAUCCAAUCGUUAUUUGAAGUUAAUGAAAGCCUUAAUGAAGCCUAUGAAAAAAUUGAAUUUUCGUUUAGAUUUUACAUAAUGGAAUGUUUCUUGAUUUAAAUAUUUUUCUUAAAAGUUGUGUGUUAAACAUAUCGCUCUACACGCUGUCGUCUCGCAUUUUGUUUGCCCAAUCCUUAAGCUAAUAAGUAUUAGGUAAGUCAAUACUUAAAAAUUCUCAAAUAUUAAUAUAACUAGCUAGGUAGAGCUGUAUUAAAGAGUAGAAAUUACAGGAUCAUACGAUUAUUUUUAAUUUCUAGUAAGUAUGUAUAAUAAUAUUAAAAUUAUUUAUAACCUGCCGAAACUCGUCAAUUCAAUGUCUAUUAGAUUUUAGAAUGCUAUGUAAUACCUAAUUAGGUAUGAAAUGCUAUUAAUAAUAUUAAUUAGACUUUAGUUCUUUCAAAUAAAAUAUUUUUAGUUACAAAUAUAUUUUACUAAUUAGUAGAAAGUCGUACUUUGUACAGAAGCAGAAAAUACAAAUAUUUUUAAAUAUUGAAGGCACAUUAGCGCAAAGUUGGAUUCGCAUGUUUUCUAAAAUAUUUCAAAGUACCUAUACUUCACUA